GUUUGCCUUUACUUGUGCAAAGAACAAUUGCAAGAACUAUAGUACUUCAAGAAAGCAUUGGUAAGGGUCGGUUUGGAGAAGUCUGGCGAGGGAAGUGGAGAGGAGAGGAAGUUGCUGUGAAGAUCUUCUCUUCAAGAGAGGAACGCUCGUGGUUUCGUGAAGCAGAAAUUUAUCAAACAGUUAUGCUACGUCAUGAAAACAUUCUUGGAUUUAUAGCUGCAGACAACAAAGACAAUGGCACAUGGACUCAGCUGUGGUUGGUGUCAGACUAUCAUGAGCAUGGAUCACUGUUUGAUUACCUGAACAGGUAUACAGUAACAGUGGAAGGAAUGAUAAAAUUAGCUUUGUCGACUGCCAGUGGUCUUGCUCAUCUUCAUAUGGAAAUUGUUGGCACACAAGGCAAACCAGCGAUUGCCCACAGAGACUUGAAAUCAAAAAAUAUAUUGGUAAAAAAGAAUGGAACAUGCUGCAUUGCAGACCUAGGAUUGGCAGUUAGGCAUGAUUCAGCUACAGACACAAUUGAUAUUGCCCCAAACCACAGAGUGGGAACAAAAAGGUAA
Merops nubicus (carmine bee-eater) is the source of this 560-nucleotide messenger RNA. Its product is annotated as TGF-beta receptor type-1. Gene Ontology annotation, biological process: heart development; cellular response to growth factor stimulus; transforming growth factor beta receptor signaling pathway. The transcript has 3 exons. The annotation marks the transcript as partial. Gene Ontology annotation, cellular component: activin receptor complex; plasma membrane. The record is from RefSeq and is a predicted model, not a curated record. Gene Ontology annotation, molecular function: SMAD binding; activin binding; activin receptor activity, type I. Lineage: Eukaryota; Metazoa; Chordata; Aves; Coraciiformes; Meropidae.